CCAAUAUUUAUUUUUGUUUAUAGUUGUAAAAACUUAAAUGCAUAAAAAACACGUGUAACAAAUUAUCAUAUUGUUGAAAAACGCGCUUGUCUUUUCAUUAGAUUUAGCUACCUGUUAAAUUUUGGCGAUCUGAGAAAGAUGCUACGUAGUUUCCAGAUCAACUACGCUAAUCGGAAUCACUUACUUUUCAGAAUAAUAAAUAUACGAAAAAUGUCUACCGUCAACAUUCGCCAGCGAUUGCUAAUUUGGGAAGCCGAAAAGAAAAGACAAGAGGAUCGUUUAAAUAUAAAAGCGCAAAAUACCAUCAAUAUUACUUUAAUGGAUGGAACCAUAAAACAAGGAAUCGCAGGUGUUACAACACCAUUAGAAUGCGCAAAAGGUAUUUCACGUAAGCUUGCCAAUAAUUCUAUAGUGGCACUUAUUAAUUCUCGUGAACUUUACGAUAUGAACCGUCCUCUUACCAAUUCAUGUACUUUGCAGCUUCUUCCUUUUGAACUGAAUGAUUCUACAACCAAGGAUGUGUUUUGGCAUUCAACUUCUCAUGUAUUAGGUUUAGCUCUAGAAACAAAAUAUGGAGAUGAUAUUUUACUAUGCGAUGGGCCAUCACUUAAACAGGGAGGCUUCUUUUAUGAACUUCUAUUAAAGAAACAUAGUGAACAAUUGGAUAAUGAACGAGGAGAAAUAUCAAAAAUAAGUCGAUUGCAUGAAGUAAUUGCUCAACUUAUCAGAUCACCGGAAAUUAGAAAGGAACCUUUCAAUUCAGAAGAAUUGCAAGAAAUUUUGAAAAUUAUGAAUGAAUUUGUUUCACAAAAUUACCCAUUCGAACAUCUGGUUGUUACGAAAAAUAUAGCUUAUGACAUCUUUUCCAAUAAUCCGUUCAAAUUAUAUUACCUCUCAAAAAUACCAGAAAAUGAGCAAAUUACACUUUAUAAAUGUGGACCAUUUAUCGACCUUUGUCGUGGACCUCAUAUUCCACACACCGGAUAUAUUAAAGCAAUAGAUUUGUUAAAAUGUGCAAAUGUUUAUUGGACGCCUGACAUUGAUAAUAACAAAACUUCUCCACAAUCUAUUAUUCGUAUUUAUGGAAUUUCAUUUCCUAAUGCUCAAGAACUUAAAUCUUGGAAACAAGAACGAGAUUUAGCACAUAAAUUGGAUCACCGGACAAUAGGAAAAUCUCAAAAACUCUUUUUAACUCAUCCUUUGAGUCCAGGAUCUAUCUUUAUGCUUCCACAUGGCACUCGAAUAUUUCAAAAAUUACAAAAUUAUAUUCGUGUAAAAUAUAGAAAAUUUGGUUACGAAGAAGUAAUGACGCCAAUGAUAUUCAAAAAAGAAUUAUGGGAAACUUCGGGACAUUGGCAAAAUUAUCAAAAUGAAAUGUUUACAGUACAUUACCAUAAUGAUAAUAGCGAUGUUUAUAGAUUAAAACCCAUGAAUUGUCCGGGACAUUGUUUGAUAUUUGAUAGUGCACCAAAAUCCUUUCGUGAUUUGCCAUUAAGAUUAGCAGAUUUUGGCUCAUUACACAGAAAUGAAACAUCGGGUUCACUUUCUGGACUCACUAGAGUUCGUCAAUUCCACCAAGAUGACGCUCAUAUUUUUUGUAGGGAAUCGCAAAUCUUUGAAGAAAUAUCCGCUACUCUAUCAUUCAUAGACGGUGUUUACAAAGAUUUAGGAUUUACUAACUAUGAAAGCUUUUUGUCAACAAGGCCGAAUAAAAAUUUUAUUGGCGAAAUCAAAGAAUGGGAUUACGCCGAGGAUGCACUCAAAAAAGCAUUAGAUAUGACUGGACGGAAAUGGACCAUCAAUCCAGAAGAUGCCGCUUUUUAUGGACCUAAAGUAGAUAUUAUGGUUGAAGAUGCUUUUCAUCGCAUGCAUCAAACAGCAACUAUUCAACUUGAUUUUCAACUCCCUAAAAGAUUUCAACUGAAAUAUCGUGAUGAAAAUGGAACAGAUCAAACCCCAAUAAUUAUUCAUCGUGCAAUUUUGGGGUCAGUUGAGCGUAUCAUGGCUAUAUUAACAGAACAUACAGGUGGAAAAUGGCCUUUCUGGCUGAGCCCAAGACAGGCAAUUAUAAUUCCAAUUGGAGGAUUAAAAUUCCUUGAUUAUGCUGAAUAUAUCUGCAAUUACUUAAAAUCAGAAAAUUCCCGAUGUAGUUAUUUUAUAGAUGUUGAUCGAUCAACAAAUUCAUUAAAUAAGAUGAUUAAAACCGCUCAAUUAUCACAAUACAAUUUCAUAAUAUUAGUUGGAGAAAAAGAAAGAAACACACAAACUAUAAACGUUCGACGACGAGAUGGAGAAAUAUUGGGUAACAUGACAGUUGACGAGUUGCUAAAUUAUUUUAAUGAUUUAAACAGCAAUCAUUUAUGAUCGACAUUUUUUUUUUACUUUGAAUUUGUGAAAGUUUUCGGAUUUGCGGCAUAUGAAUGUCAGAGCAAGUAAAGAUAAUAUGCAUAUAUUAUUUAUGAAAAUUUUUAAUUUUUAAUUUUAAAUGUUUGAAUUUGAAAUUGAAUUUGGGCGAAAAGAAAUUUUAUCAAAAGAAUGCAUAUAAUUGAAGUUUUUUGGGAUAUCAUUUCAUGUUUAACACAGGAUUAAUGCACGAUUAUGCCUGCAACAAUUUAAAAUUUACUGUUAUUAAUUGCUACAUGAAAAAAAUAUUGCGUCAAUGUGCAUAUAAAGAAAACGAUAAGCAAAAGCUUUUCCGAUGAAAUUUAAAUAAUAAUCGAAAGAUAACAAUAAUAUGCAAAAGUAUGUGUUUUUUGCAUAACCAAUGA
Messenger RNA from Rhizophagus irregularis DAOM 181602=DAOM 197198, 2768 nucleotides. The record is from RefSeq and is a predicted model, not a curated record. NCBI's taxonomy places the organism in Eukaryota, Fungi, Glomeromycota, Glomeromycetes, Glomerales, Glomeraceae.